Messenger RNA from Didymodactylos carnosus, 2340 nucleotides. The record is from the annotation of a GenBank genome assembly. Lineage: Eukaryota; Metazoa; Rotifera; Eurotatoria; Philodinida; Philodinidae.
ACACGUGUUUUAUUGUCUGUUUCUAUGUUAGAAGUUAUUUUUUGUGCAUCAGUUGACUGAUGAUGUCUUUAGAAUAAAGACGAAACGUCUCAAUUUGAAAUGGUCAUUUCAACAUGGAACUGAAUUAUAAAAGUAACUGCAGUUUCUAGUUCACUUUUUCAAUUUCCUAUGAUUCUACUAGAUCUCUAUUCAAAUUUUAACAUUUACAUCUGAUAAUUCAUUUAUUUGUAGGAAAUGAGCGUGGAUAUUCGAUUAGACGAUACUGAUUAUGAUUCGUUUUUUGGGUUAAGUAGUGUUUCAUCAUCGACCGCAUCGAAGUCACCAGUUACAGAAAAUGACUCUGAUAGUGGUAUUGGAGUCUCGGAUACACCAUCGAUGGCAUUAGACAAUUGUGUAUUUGAUUUUCCUAAUCUCGAUGCAUGGCAAUUGAAUAUGGAUAGUCCAUUUUCCGACGAUACCAAUGAAUUCAACCAGUUGUCCGCAUUAAUUGAUGAUAAAAAUCCAAUAUUGAUUGGGGACGGUUUGACUGACCAUUCUACAAUAGACCAGUUUCUUGCUGAGUUUGAAUUUGCACAAAAACAAGAGAGUCUUCAACAAAUUCCGUGCUUAUCACCGUUAACAUCUCCGUCAUGUUACAUACAAUCACAAACAAUAAAGUCACCUACAAUAGUGACUUCACCAUCACCGGCGUCAGCUGUUCAAUACCAUCGUCCAGUAUUACCUAAGCCAUCUCCAAUUCAAAAUUUGACCUCAAAUACAAAUUAUCAUCAACAACAGCAACAACAACAACAUUUACAACCAAUAACAAAUUGUGUCAAAUUGCAAUCAUACACAAAUACCGCUACAAGCGGAAAAAAAUGCGUUAAAAUAGAACCAAUACAAUCUCAAUCAUCUUCGGUUACACAAAUGUCACCAAAUAUCACAAUAAUCACAACAGCAAAACCUAUUACAGUUGCAAAAUUUCCUUUAAUCAAAAUGCCAGUUAAUGGAUCUCAAGUUACGUUUGUGAAGUCAGAACCUGAUUCAAACAAUUCAGCACUUUCACGCGUGGCAGCAAUAGCAGAUACGGAAACCUAUUACUCAACAGCAAAUGUAAUAACACCACCUGCAAAACGUCGACGUUCUCAAAGUUCUGUUCAACAGCACCCGCCCGGUGUGGCUUUACCAGUUACGACAUCGAUAACAAACACGAAUUGUAUUACAACAGCGCCCGCUAUUGAUACAAUACAAUCUUCUUCACUCACGGCAACAACGGUGACACUUGACCAGCUUAAAGUACAAUAUGGAAAUGCAAGUUUAAUGGAAAAUCUUGAAGUUAAAGUUAAAGAAUUGGCUGAUGAUAAUGACCGUUUAAAAAAUGAAAACAAUAAAUUACUUAAUCGUAUUCAAACACUCGAGAUGGAGAAUGAUCUGUUAAAAGCCUGCAAAUUUAUAAGCUCUCCAAUACGUAAUCGCAAACCUGUUAUUUUGAUGGGUAUUGUAUUGUUGGUCAAUGUUAUUGAUCAUUUUAGAUCUCUUUCUCCGGUUUCAAAUGAUAUACCUAAUACACUGGCUAUUUACGAUCGUUCUCAACAAUAUGCACGUUCACUACCACUUGUACCUAGUCGUGCUAUUUUAAGUUAUAAUGAAAACGAUAAUGAGUCAUACAUGAGCGAUCAAAAUAUCAAAUAUCCAUAUAUGCAGUGUGUAGCAUUUAUUAAUAAAACCCAUUCACAACGAAUAAACAAAGAUUUACAUUCAUGGGUCGAAGAUCAUAAUAAACAAGGCAUUAUAAAAGAGAAAAGUUCAUCGCCGAUUAUUCUCAAUAGUGUACCAUUAGCAAUACAUGAUACAAAAAAUAAGAAAACUUCAACGGCAACGGCUGAAAAACCAAAUGGAAACAGUCCAUCAUCGAGAUUAAUACUCCGAAAAAAAUCACAUUCAAAACCUAUCGACGAUGUUGAAGUUGAAGAUGAACAAGAUCAUCAGGCAACGGCAGAGCGCAGCAACUCUCUACAACCUUAUAAUCGACAUGAUCGAAAUCAUGAUGAAUUUUUUCGAGCUAUUAAUAGAAAAAACGACACUGUAUAUAUUGUGUCGUUCAAACGAGAUCAUUUAAUUUUACCUGCAACUGUUCAAAAUCAAACACAACGUCCAAAAAUGACUUUGGUUAUGCCGGCAUCGAUGACUAAUUUUAAUAAAUCAAUGCGUGUACCACCACAUCAUGUUCCGAUGAUUCAGAUUGAUUGUGAAGUGGAUGAUACAAAAUUAGUUUAUGUCAAACGUGGGUCCAUACCAUUUUCAUAUCAAAAUGAUUUAUUUCAAUAUUAUACAACAGCACCACAAAAAACAUUCGGUUGA